Molecule: messenger RNA, 1323 nt
Organism: Dioscorea cayenensis subsp. rotundata (Guinea yam)
Lineage: Eukaryota; Viridiplantae; Streptophyta; Magnoliopsida; Dioscoreales; Dioscoreaceae
Product: ornithine carbamoyltransferase, chloroplastic
Exons: 5
Coding region: 31-1155 (374 amino acids)
Biological process (GO): L-citrulline biosynthetic process
Cellular component (GO): intracellular membrane-bounded organelle
Molecular function (GO): amino acid binding; ornithine carbamoyltransferase activity
Source: RefSeq, a predicted model, not a curated record
CACUGAGCUGGCACUCCAUUCUCGUGAGCAAUGGCGGCGAUGAUCUCCACCGGCUGCUCUCUCCGCGGUGACGCCGGCGCUGGCGUCGCCGUGCAAUCCUCUUUAUCCUCUUCAGCUUCUUCCUUUUCCGGUUGUCUCAUCCGGCUACCUUCCUCUCCGGCUCGUCUUGCUCCCUCUCCCUUCCGGGUCUCAUGCGUGAUGGCUUCUCCAUCCGCCAUCGGGGAUCAAGCAAAAACAGGGCUCAAGGAUUUUCUCCAUAUUAGUGAUUUUGACAAGCCAACAAUUAUGGGCAUCCUAGGUCGUGCUUUGGAGGUGAAGGCAUUGUUGAAAUCAGGAAAUAGGGAUUUCCAACCAUUCAAAGGUAAGUCGAUGGCAAUGAUUUUUGCUAAGCCAUCUAUGAGAACUCGGGUCUCAUUUGAGACUGGGUUUUUCUUGCUUGGUGGUCAUGCCAUAUACUUGGGACCUGAUGAUAUCCAAAUGGGCAAGAGGGAGGAAACCCGUGAUGUUGCUCGAGUUCUUUCUGGUUAUAAUGACAUUAUUAUGGCCCGUGUGUUUGCCCAUCAGGACAUUCUUGAUUUAGCAAGACAUGCUUCAGUGCCUGUGGUCAAUGGCCUGACUGACUAUAACCACCCAUGCCAAAUAAUGGCUGAUGCACUUACAAUCAUUGAACAUAUUGGCCAAUUGGAGGGGGCCAAGGUUGUUUAUGUUGGAGAUGGAAACAAUAUUGUGCACUCAUGGCUUCUGCUUGCCGCUGUGGUUCCUCUUCAUUUUGUUUGUGCAUGUCCAAAAGGCUUUGAGCCUGAUAAGAAGACUGUCGAGCAGGCAAGAAGGGCAGGCAUAAGCAAGAUAGAAAUAACCAAUGAUCCUAGGGAAGCCGUAAGGGGAGCUAAUGUGGUGUAUUCAGAUGUAUGGGCUAGCAUGGGCCAAAAGGAGGAGGCUGCUUAUAGAAAGCAGAAGUUCCAAGGGUUUCAGAUUGAUGAAGCCCUGAUGGAACUAGCUGGACCAAAAUCAUACUUCAUGCAUUGUUUACCUGCAGAAAGAGGAAUAGAAGUCACCGAUGGGGUCAUCGAGGCGCCUAAUUCAAUCGUCUUUCCUCAAGCUGAAAACCGCAUGCAUGCUCAAAAUGCCAUUAUGCUGCACUUGUUUGGCCUGUGAACAUCUCACACAAAAAGAAAACCAUAUCCUGAAUUUAGACAGGCUUUGUCAUCCUCCUGUAAUUUUCUUAGUUUCUUAUUUUGACAUGUAAUCCUGAUUGAGAUAUCCAAUUAUUCUCGAGUUUGUUUAAAAUAAAUUGCUAUGCCAAUGCAGAUCUCCGUUCAGAUA